Labrus bergylta (ballan wrasse) is the source of this 4740-nucleotide messenger RNA. RefSeq names its product UV radiation resistance associated gene (gene uvrag). Gene Ontology annotation, cellular component: endosome; lytic vacuole; phosphatidylinositol 3-kinase complex, class III, type II. The record is from RefSeq and is a predicted model, not a curated record. NCBI's taxonomy places the organism in Eukaryota, Metazoa, Chordata, Actinopteri, Labriformes, Labridae. Gene Ontology annotation, molecular function: SNARE binding. Gene Ontology annotation, biological process: SNARE complex assembly.
UUUCCGACCCAGUAGUAGCAAGUAGCCUGUACUUUGUUUACGUCCCGUUGGUUAGCUGACAGCUGCUGUAGCGCUUUACCCACACACACAGCCGUGUAUGCACGCCUCUGGUGGCUACUUGGACCUCUUUAAACUUUAACCUGAGGCUUGUGAGUGUCGUGGACGGGAUGUUUCACUGAAUGAGGGGGUCCCGCUAGAUGCCGACAGGAGGAUGAACUCUAUCACCGGACGGGUUCUCUCCAUCCCCGGCGCCUCUGUCACCAACUCUGGAGCGUCCUCCUCCCGAGCCUUACAUGUAGAGCUAACAUCCCAGCAGAGACGGUUGCGUCAUCUCCGGAGCAUCGCAGCCAGAAACAUUGUCAACAAGAAUGGUUCUCCACUGCUGGACACAUACUUCACCCUCCACCUCUGUAUAGGAGACAGAAUAUCUAGAGAUUUUUACAAGAGUGAAGUCAUACGGGACUCUCUGAAUCCAACCUGGCGGAGUCUGGACUUCGGCAUGCUGCCGGACCUCCUGGAUACCUCUGUGUCUUGCUUCGUGGUGAGGAUCUGGGGAGGACAGGAGGAACAGUACCAGCUCCUCAUAGAAUGGAGGGUCAAUCUGGAUGGCCUCAGAUACACAGGACAGCAGAUUCGAUCCAGAAACCCAAAUGAGAUCAUCUUUGGUUUGAAUGAUGGCUACUAUGCAGCUGACUUUGAUCAUAAGGAUCAGUCGGAGCGGAAGAAAAACAGUCUGCUCCAGGUCGACCAGAGUUCAGUCAGGAACUCCUACAGUGUUUUCUCUUUGCUCAGGCUUCACACAGCACAGAGAGCCAUCAAGCAGACCCAAGUGACAGUGCAGAAGAUCGGGAAGGAGAUCGAGGAGAAGCUGAGGACGACGGCGACCUGCACAGAGCGGAAGAAAGAGCGGGAGUGCAUGCAGCUGCGCAUAGCCGUGCUACGGAGUGAGCUGCAGAGGCAGAGGAAGGCGCUCGGCAGGGAGAUCGACCUGAGGCAGAAGGAGCAGGCACAGCUUCAGAAAAAAGAGGAAGUGUUCUCCGCUCAACACGAGAAUCUGAAGGAGGAGAAAGAAUCCUUAACCAAGCUGCAGAAGGAAUGCACCGCCAAGAGAGAGCAGUUUCUGAAGUCCAACGCCCAGCUCACCUUCCGCUGUCGUCAGCUCCUGUCUGAGCUCUCCUACAUCUACCCCAUCGAUGUGGCUAAUCAGUCAGAUUAUAUCAUCUGUGGAGUGAAGCUGCCAAACUCUGAAGACUUCCAGGCAAAGGAUGAUGGGAGCGUGGCAGUCGCCCUGGGUUACACGUCGCACCUGGUCCUGAUGAUUUCGUGCUUCCUGCAGGUCCCUCUGAGGUAUCCAGUGAUCCACAAGGGUUCCCGCUCCUCCAUCAAGGACACCAUUACUGACAGACUCACCGAGAAGGAGAGAGAAUUCCCUUUGUACCCCAGAGGAGAGCGCUUUCAUUUUGAAUACGGAGUCUACUUACUCAACAAGAACAUCGCCCAGCUGAGAUAUCAACACGGCUUGACCACCCCAGACCUGCAGCAGACACUACCCAACUUGAAGAACUUCCUGGAACAUGGCCUGCUGGUUCGAUGUGAUCGACAUCAAGUAUCUAGCUCCAUCCCAGUGCCAGCCAAGUCCCAGCUCGGUGUCUCUGCUGCCUCAGAUAUCGGCUACCCCUGCCACACCAGCUCCCCAGACCGAGGCCUGAGAAAAAGGGCGAGCUCGGAGGCCGAUAAGCACAACCACAAGCCAUCUCCUCCACCCAGUUAUAACACAGCUAUGGCAGAACAACAGCCGCCGGUUGGCCUGGCCCCUCCUUCACCUUCACCCAAACACAUGUCCUCCUCCCUUGAUGCUGGCAUGGCCUCACUUAGCCUCACCAAGACAACAGAGGCCAACAAGGAUGGGGAGCAAAGGGAGGAGGGUGGUGAGACAGCAGUGGAAGAGGAGAGACGCAAAAACCCCGAUAGAGAAAUUGAAAUAGAAAAAGAAGGAAAAAAUGAAGAGCAACUUUCCAGCAGCACAGCUGCACCCAACUCCUCUUCAGUGCAGGACUCUGGUGAGGAAAUGUCAGCCUCCGGUCAGCAUACAGGUGCUAUGAACGGCUCUUUGGUUGCAGGACAGGCUCCUAUUAGCAUGAUACCAGAGCUGCGCUGUUCUGUGGAGCAAGCGGAGGAGAUAAUGGGCACAGAGGCCACCGGUUUGGGCCUGGGGUUGGGGUUAGGGGUAGCAGAUGAGGCCCGACUCGAGGACUAUCGCUGCAUCCCCGUGGACCAUGCAGUAGCUGUGGAGUCUGACGAACAGGUGCUGGGGGAGCUGGAUGUCGCUGGCUUCGAGGAGUUCUCCAGACGCAUCUAUGCACUAAACGAGAACAUGUCCAGCUUCCGCAGACCGCGCAAGAACUCUGAUAAGUGAGGAAGAGGACCUAAGGAUAGAGGGAAGCAUAGAAAUAAAAACUUGCACAGGGGGUUUGAAUAUUUCAAGGCAGGGACAUGAACUGAGAGGAUGAGGGUGGGGGUUCCCAUUCCUCAUCCCAUCAUCUAAAAUCAUAGGAGCUUUUCUGGAAAAACAUCCAAUUUGCACUUGUUGUAAACAUUUCCGUAGUUAUCUUUUAAAUCAAAUGCAGUCAAACGUGUAAGACCUGGGACAGUAAGAUAGGACAUUUUGUUACAAGCUUUGAUUCAGCUAUUAUUCAGAAAUGUAUCCAGAGCAUUAUUUGGCCUGAGCGUUCUUCUAUGAGUCGCUGACAGGUGUUGUAGAUAACAGAAACAUUUAUGUAACAUUAGCCAGAGAAAUCUCACUCAAUAUCACUUGGACUUUGUUUUUCAGACUCUUACUGAAUAACAUAAUUUAACUUCUUGUUUCAAACACUGUAGUCUCUUGUGUCCUGCUCAAACUACAGGAGUUUAAAUAUUCUACCCUAGUUUGUAACUGGUUUCAAUACACAGAUAAGAAGACAAAAUAGCCCAGCGAUGGCCACUGACAUAUUUUCACAUUUGGAACCAGAGUAAGGAAUGACAGAAAAGAGCCUCCACUUUGAUUGUUGGUUUGAAGAGGACUCUCAGGGUUAUGGAGAGUGUAAUGACUCUUGUGUUACUGUUUGCUGCGUUUCCUCUCACUGUUUCUACUUUACUCUGCUAAUCUGGUGCACACAGCGCAGCAGGAGCCGCAUUUGUCAACGGAGCUGUCAAUCAUGGCGAUAUACUUGUUUUUAUAUCAUCCAAUAACUAAUUAAGACUUCUCAGAAGAGUUAACACUCAGCCAGAAUAUGAUUUAAGAAUUAUGACAGAAACCAAGUUAAAGAAAGAUUCAUCUUUGAUUUUGUAGUUUGAGCCAUGGCCCAUCUUUAACCUUAUAGGAGGCGGAGCUUAUGACCUUUACUUAAGCCGGUCCAUAGCAGGAGCUCUAAAUAAAGCCAUGUCAUGUCGGCCAUCUUUGUAUACAGUCUGCAGUGAAUCCUCAGAUUAUUGCUCUGUGUCUACCCUUGGCCCUCACCAAUGUCCUACACCAGGUUUUUCUCUGAGGGUAUGGAUGUAUAAACUCCUGAAGUGUGAGCUUUCACUAAACGGGAUUUCAGAUUCACACCUACAACCUCAGAACGUGAGGGUUUAUAAUUAUUUUAAUGCAACUUCCUCAAGAGACUUUAACCAGCUUAUCUAUAUCGAAGCUUCUCUUUAUCUCACACAGUCGGCUGUCCCAGUAUUUCACCUUUGACUGCACAUUCAAAUGUUACGACUCUUCCCGAGCCUUCACCCAGGGUGCAUGACGGCAGGUGUGUGUGUGCAGGAGGGAGGAUGUGAUGCUUUGGCGUGUGUGUGUGUGUGUUUGUCAGGGCGUCACAUAAGCAUGCAUCCACGGUCACACAAUCACCGUUGUGGUCCCAAAGUGAUCCCACCAAUGACCUUUCCAACAUGGCUGACACAAAGUGAGGUGGGGAGCCGAAACCAGAAAGCCAAUCAGAGGCUCUCUGACUGUGACACAUCUUCUCCUCCCGCCUCCUUUCGACAGCUCGACUCACCCGUCGUUUUCCACGCAGGGUCCAGGUUCUCCUUCAGGUCUUAAUGUUAGGAUCCUAACGAGCACAUGGCAGGGAUACGGUGCAAUUGUUUUUUCUGUCCAUCUCCAUGUCCUCUUUUUAUUUUUCAAUUUUAAUGUAUCUCAUCCAAAUUAACAUAAAUGCUAAUGUAACGUCCACUAAUUCUCCUUUUCAGUAGACCAAACUUUAAUUCUGCGUCCGUGUUCUGUUCGAUUGUCUCACUCAGGCUAUAAGUGUUGAUAGCAGGUUUCUCAAGCGGUGAUUUUUGUCCCCUGUCUCCAUGUUCUGGAUGCUUUCUUGCACUGGUAUUCGAUUAUUGCUUUAUUUAUGUCGCCCAAUAAUUGUUGUGUGCUUUAAUUAAUAUGAAAUAUGUGUUUAGAUUGACUUAACUGGCUCACAUGAGAUGUUGCUCACUGUUUGUCAGAUGCUAGACUGAUCUGAUAAACCCGUGUUUGGGUCCUGACGUGGACGUGACAAAGAUGGACUCUCCACCGGCAGCCCGCCUCCCGUUUUCAGAUCCAGCACUGAGGUUGCUGACUGUUGAGAAGUGUUGUAAUACAUGAACCAUGUUCGAUCAUUUCCAUUAACUGCUCCACAGUUCAGUAAGCGACCAUGUACAUAUACUUUUGUAUGGAGGUUUUUCUUUCCUUUUGUUAUUAAAGACUUGCAGUCCAAUGGCAUGGAUGUAUGUAGCCCCCUUUAA